UUAUAGGGUGCGCAGUGAAAAAAAACAAUCACGCGACAAACCGCUCAGUGGAAAAAGACACGUACUAAUUUAGGAAUCGGAGUCAAUCGGCCAGUUGCCUCGACUCGACAGUCAUCAUUAUGCAUUCGUGGUGUGUGGUGUUGUUGUCUUUAUUUUGUAUAACAACGUGCUCUUUGCAAACAGACCAAAAAUACUGGAAAUCCUUAGCGGAAAAAGAGUUGGAGGAAGCAUUGCAAGUUAGAUUUAACCUGAGAACAGCUAAAAAUGUUAUAUUAUUCGUCGGCGACGGCAUGGGUCCUAACACCGUCACCGCGGCCAGAAUAUACCGUGGUGGUGAAACUCAUAAGCUGGCAUUCGAGACAUUUCCUCAUGUCGGUCUGCUAAAGACGUAUUCCGCUGAUAAAAUGGUACCGGAUUCAGCGUGUUCUGCCACCGCCUUGUUCUCUGGUAUCAAGGCUAAUCUCGGUACGCUAGGUGUUGACGCCACCGUACCACAAUCUGACUGCGAGGCGUCUCUAAACAAGGAUGCAUGGGUAGACUCUUUAGCCGCUUAUGCUUUGAAAGCCGGGAAAAGCAGUGGCUUUGUAACAACUAUGCGUGUAACACACGCGACCCCGGCACCACUGUAUGCGCACAGCGCAUCAAGAAGGUGGGAAUGUGAGGCCAACAUGCCGGCAAAUGCCAAGCAAUGCAAGGAUAUAGCACGACAGCUCGUCGAGGACUGGCCCGGGAGAGAUUUGCAUGUAGUUCUAGGUGGAGGCAGACAGGUCUUAGUGUCUAAUUCUACAGGCACUCCUGAUGAUCCCAUCAGCGCCUGGUCAUGUUACAGACAGGAUGGAAGAGACUUGAUAGAUGAAUAUAGAAGGGACAAAGAAGACAGAAAUUUAAAAUAUCAAAUUGUUUCGAACACCAAAGAGCUUCAAAAUAUUGAUAAUAAUAUUGAUUAUUUAUUUGGUAUUUUCGCAAAUGAACACUUACAAUAUGAAUUCGAGAGAAACAAAAGUCCAGAAGGUCAGCCAUCAUUAACUGAUAUGACAAAAGCAGCUGUUCAAGUACUGAGCAAGAAUCCAAAAGGAUAUUUCCUUAUGGUAGAAGGUGGUAAAAUAGACAUGGCACAUCAUCGAGGUAGAGCAAAGACUGCUGUAGAUGAGACAGUGUCUAUGGAGCGGGCGGUACAAGUUGCAGUAGACAUGACCAGUGAUGAAGACACGCUGAUCAUCGUCACCAGCGAUCACACGCAUACACUUACCAUCAACGGGUAUCCUGAACGGGGGUCAAGUGUAUUUGGUAUCGCAGGGGUUUCUCCUUUCGAUCGUAUAAACUACACAACACUCUCCUACGGCACGGGAGGUCCAGGUUCCUUCCAAUACGAUAUAAAGACUAUAGACAAUAAGACCAGGGCUGUGAGGAAAGAGCCCAGUAAAGAGGAUACCGAGAGCUAUCAUUAUGAACAAAUAGCGGCCAUUCCACUUGAUGAAAACAGUCACGGUGGUGGGGACGUCGCAGUGUACGCUAAGGGACCCCACGCUCAUCUGUUCCACAGUGUGCAUGAACAGCACUACGUCUUCCAAGCGAUAGCGUACGCAGCCAAAAUAGGACCAUAUUCAAGUGGAUACAAAACAGAAGUCAAUAUUCUUCUACUAACAACCGCUGUAUUAUUAUUAAUUAAAUUAUUUUAA
Papilio machaon (common yellow swallowtail) is the source of this 1679-nucleotide messenger RNA. RefSeq names its product alkaline phosphatase-like. NCBI's taxonomy places the organism in Eukaryota, Metazoa, Arthropoda, Insecta, Lepidoptera, Papilionidae. The transcript is spliced from 9 exons. Gene Ontology annotation, molecular function: alkaline phosphatase activity. Gene Ontology annotation, biological process: dephosphorylation. The coding region runs from base 120 to 1679 and encodes 519 amino acids. The record is from RefSeq and is a predicted model, not a curated record.